AUGACAGUGACGUUUUCUCGACAACGAUCGUCAUCAGUAACUUCAAUAUCAUCAAAUCGUUCAUUAACACCAAGCAAUAACAAUAACAACGUUAAUAGUGGCACUUUUACCCUGUCAUCAGCUCCGACACCAACUCCGACAUUACAGCCACUUCAUCUCCCUCCUUUAUCUAUGUCUACUGGUAAUGACCAAAAUCCGCAGCAUGUAUUACCGAGUCAAAUUACCCCACCAUUUUUAGUAGUGCCAGUAUCAGUAUCAGGACCAACUUUAUCUGAAACAAGAACGUCAACUACAACCACAACCGCAACCACAAACACUACCACUACCACUACCGCAGAUACAAACCCAGUACACACAUUACCAUCGACAACAAUCGCACCACCACUACCGUCAGCAAUUUCAUCUUCAACUAGUAAUACUUCAACAACUCCAGUGCUCCCAGUAACAAACCCUACUCCAACUUCUGUACGAAGUAUGUCUAUUGUUAGUUUGGAUAGAAGUCCUCGAAAUUCAAUUGUAUCAAUUGAUGACAAUUUACGUUCGCAUACCAGAAAUAACAGCACUACCAGUUUGGCAUCAUUGACAAGUCAUCCGGCAGCAGUACAUGGGUUAAGUUCUGUUAAUCUGCCCCAUCCUUUAAACCCUUUACACACUCAUCAUAAACAAAUGAGUAAUAGUAGCGCCAUUAUAUCGGAUGAUGAUUCAGAAUUGGACCAGACAACACCAUCAAGAACAAUAUUAAAACCAAUUCGUCGACUUAAAAGAAGAAGCAAUAGUAAUGAUCCCAUUAAUCGAGAUUUCAAACUUAAAUUUGAUGACAAAAGUGUACAUCAUGUAAAUCAACCACAGCAACACCAACAACAACCCGCUUCUCCUACUUUAAUGGCCACUAACCCACAAAGUCUCAAUGCAAGUCCAACCUCAGUUGCUCUGUCACGAUUUCAAGACCUUGCCCCAAUCACUAUGGGGAAUAAUCCCAACAAUACAAAUCCACUGCUAGACUCUAAAAAUUUGAAAAAACUAAAAUCAACAAAUUCAAUUCAACAAUCAAUGUAUAUUAAACGUAAAUUGGCAAUUUCAAAAGAUUUACAACUUGAAUAUUUCAAUAGUGUUUCCCAUAAUAAUAGUAAUAAUAAUAACGGACAUUCACUAACCACAAAUGCACCUUUGUCAUCAUUAUCAUCACCAUUAUCAUUGUCAUCUUCAUCCCCUCCACCUCCACCACCGUUAUCUCCACCUUCAUUUUCAAGUGAACUAUUGGAUUCCAAAUUUUUUCCUCCUUUACCACUGACAUUAAUGUCUCGGAAAUUAACAUCAUCACCUCCAAUCCCUAUGUCAUUGAUUCCUCCAAAUCAACCAAUUUUGCAAACUUUACAAGAACAAAAUGAAUUGAUUAUUAAAUUGAAUCGACGUUGGAAUAAAGCUAGUGUUAAUGAAUCCAAUAAGGGGAAACAACCUUUAAAACCAGACAAUCCAGGAUCUCCAAUAUCAGCUGGUCUGAUGAGAACCACAACCACAAUCACAACUACAAGUAGGUUACCACCAUCUACUACUACCACUAUUAAUAAUAAUAAUAAUAAUAAUAAUAAUAAUUCUGAUACUGCUACUAUUGCAACUACAAAUACUUCACGAAAACGAUCACGACAAGUUCUUCUUGAUGAAGAUUACGAAUAUCACAGUUAUGACGAUUAUAAUUACGAUAGUUAUGAUGAUUAA
Messenger RNA from Candida dubliniensis CD36, 1716 nucleotides. RefSeq lists its product as uncharacterized. The coding region runs from base 1 to 1716 and encodes 571 amino acids. Lineage: Eukaryota; Fungi; Ascomycota; Pichiomycetes; Serinales; Debaryomycetaceae. The record is from RefSeq and is a predicted model, not a curated record. The transcript has a single exon.